GUUUUCUCGCACAACUUCACCCUCUUCCAUCAAUGGCUUCUAUUCUCUCGCAUUCCUCAACAUUCUUGGCAAUCUCCCAUAAAAGGUCAGAUUUCAAACCCUCAAACCACCAAUUAACCCUUUCAUUCCUCCAAAACAAUCAAUCCCACUUCAUUUCAAAACCACAUUUAAUAAAUAAAACCCCACCUCGUCCAGAGUUUCGCAUAAACCCUUGUUGUACAGCAACGAAAUCUUCAUCAACAACAAAUGGGUUUCUUGAAAAAGAUGAAUCUUUACCAUUGGUUGAAGACUCCCCUGUGAAGUUCCUGGUUUGGGUAUUUCUUUGGGCAUCUGUUUCUGUAGCUUUAUUUGCAUUUUCUCCUGGUGAUGCUAAAGCUCAACAAGCACAAGCUGCUGUGCAGUCCAUUAAAGCUUCGGGUUUUGGAGUGAAAUUUGCAAAUUUCUUGAGAGGUUCGGGUUGGCCCGAUGAAGCUGUGGUGUUUGCUUUGGCUACACUCCCGGUGAUUGAGCUCCGUGGUGCUAUUCCUGUUGGAUAUUGUUUACAACUCAAGCCUGUUAUUCUCACUGUGUUAUCUGUUCUUGGGAACAUGGUACCUGUGCCUUUCAUCAUACUCUACUUGAAACCACUAGCUACAUUCCUGGCUCGAACCAGCAAGCCAGCGGCUCGGUUCCUAGACCUACUGUUCGAAAAGGCAAAACAAAAAGCCGGACCCGUUGAGGAGUUCCAGUGGCUAGGUCUGAUGCUGUUCGUAGCAGUGCCAUUCCCGGGCACCGGUGCAUGGACCGGAGCUAUCAUAGCUUCAAUCCUCGAUAUCCCAUUUUGGUCAGCCGUUUCUGCAAAUUUUUUUGGGGUCGUGUUGGCAGGUCUUUUAGUUAACAUGCUGGUCAACAUCGGGCUCAAGUACGCCAUUGUUGCUUGCAUUGUAAUGUUCAUUGCAUCGGGGUUCAUGUGGAGCAUCCUUCGUGGUCUAAAACGUUAUCUAAGCCUUUAGUUGUAGUGAUGUAUUACUAAAUAAACUUGAUGCUAAUUUGAUUCUUUGAUUUCGAUUUA
This is a messenger RNA of Cynara cardunculus var. scolymus (artichoke), 1051 nucleotides long. RefSeq lists its product as uncharacterized. Bases 33 to 992 code for a protein of 319 amino acids. The transcript has 2 exons. Gene Ontology annotation, cellular component: chloroplast. The record is from RefSeq and is a predicted model, not a curated record. NCBI's taxonomy places the organism in Eukaryota, Viridiplantae, Streptophyta, Magnoliopsida, Asterales, Asteraceae.